AUGAGAAGAAUUGAAAAAUCUAGCUUAUAUCUCUAUGCAGCUUACACAUCAUCAUGCCUCGAAGAUCGAGCAUGGUCAUUCUGUGUUUCGUUAUGCAUGGCUCUUUUGGGAGGAAUUCAAUUGGUAUCAAUAGAGCAAAUGGCUGAAGGUUUGACCCAGAUAUUCUUCAGCGGCUUAUUAGGUAACCAAUUUGAUAAAUCAUCACGAAAAGCAGCAAUACGUGCAGUGAUUCCAUUGAACAAUCUGAGCUUGGUUACAUCAGCAUUAUGCUUCAUCGGAUGUCUGUCGUUGCCUAACGAUUCUCACUUCUUUCCAAUACUGCUCAUAAUUGGAAUUAUCUUCUGCUCGAUCAAUCGUUUGUUUCUCAAUGCUGAGAAAUUCAUAUUAGGAAGAGAUUGGGUUGUUGUUAUAAGCAAUAGAAACCUAUCUGAUCUGAACGCAAUUCUGACGACGUUGGAUCAGUUUGCAAAUGUUAUCUCGCCGCUGGUAACAGGAGGGCUCGUGAGUCUCAUAGGCUUAAAGAGUACCUGUGCCAUAUUUGGAAUCGGAAGCUUAGUUUCUAUGAUUUCGAAAAUAUUUUUUCUCCGUGCUCUGUAUAAGAGAGAAGAAGGAUUGCAUCAGAAAGAGACUUUGAUUGAGAAAAAAGCAGCUCCAGAAACUAGCAGAUUCUGCGAUCGGUUCUCAGAAGGAAUUCAAUCUAUUCCUAAUGUUAUUUCGAUUUACUAUGAACAAACUGUUUUCUCAGUUGCUCUGGGAAUGUCACUUCUUUUCAUGACAGUUCUGGGUUUUGAUGGGUUAGCCAUUUCCUAUGGUCAAUCGACUGGUCUACCUGAAGCUCUUCUUGGAGGAUUUAAAUCAUUCGGAUCAUUCAUGGGGAUUGCUGGAGCAUUAUCUUAUGCCUUUUUUGAAAAACGAUUUGGUGUCAGAAAAACAGGACUCAUUGGAUUAACGAGUCAGCAUGUUUUUACUAUGAUGGCUUUGGUAUCCAUUUGGUUGCCUGGCUCUCCAAUGAACUUGGGCGGAUACUUCCACUCAUUUUCGUGGCAUUCAUGGUGGGAUGAGCUGAAAGAUUCGUUCACAGCUAAUGGGACUGUGAGCAACUAUCAAUCAAAUAUAGAUUGGAACAACUUUACUGCUAACGGAAAUAGCAUGUUCAGUAUUUUCGUUUUCCUUACCGGCAUCGCAAUUGCUCGUUUCGGCUUAUGGAUGGCUGAUCUGAGUGUAAUGCAUAUAAUGCAGGUUGCUGUUCCGGAGAGACAGAGAAACACUGUUUUUGGUGUCCACAACUCUCUUUGUCAAUCAUUCUCUGUUUUGAAAGAUCUUUUGGUGAUCGCCUUACCUGACCCUCGUACUUUUGGGUUGUGCAUUAUAAUAUCAUACCUAUUCGUGACUACAGGACAUCUUUGUUAUAUUUACUAUAUCAUCAGAUAUCCGGAACCGGCCAAUGAAUUGGAAGAAGAAAAGCUCAGCAACAUUUCAACGGACGACGAAAAAAAAGAUAUAAUUAUUCGAUUAUGA
This is a messenger RNA of Auanema sp. JU1783, 1518 nucleotides long. The record is from the annotation of a GenBank genome assembly. NCBI's taxonomy places the organism in Eukaryota, Metazoa, Nematoda, Chromadorea, Rhabditida, Rhabditidae.